This is a messenger RNA of Euleptes europaea (tarantolino), 1935 nucleotides long. It is a transcript of the gene CTTN, whose product is annotated as cortactin. Gene Ontology annotation, biological process: regulation of actin filament polymerization. Gene Ontology annotation, molecular function: actin filament binding. Gene Ontology annotation, cellular component: cortical actin cytoskeleton; plasma membrane; focal adhesion. The coding region runs from base 40 to 1692 and encodes 550 amino acids. The record is from RefSeq and is a predicted model, not a curated record. NCBI's taxonomy places the organism in Eukaryota, Metazoa, Chordata, Lepidosauria, Squamata, Sphaerodactylidae. The transcript has 16 exons.
AAGUUUCUAUCUAAUGUGAUCCUACUUUUGCUAUUUCAGAUGUGGAAAGCAACUGCAGGCCAUUCCGUCUCUGUCAGCCAGGAUGAUGGUGCUGAUGACUGGGAGACAGAUCCUGACUUUGUGAACGAUGUGAGUGAAAAAGAACAGCGUUGGGGUGCUAAAACGGUGCAAGGAUCUGGUCAUCAAGAACACAUCAACAUUCAUCAGUUGAGGGAGAAUGUAUUCCAAGAGCAUCAGUCCCUCAAGGAAAAAGAGCUUCAGACAGGACCAAAAGCUUCCCACGGCUACGGCGGGAAGUUCGGUGUAGAACAAGACCGAAUGGACAAGUCAGCUGUUGGUCAUGAAUAUCAGUCUAAGCUUUCUAAGCACUGUUCCCAAGUGGACUCGGUUAAAGGUUUUGGCGGGAAGUUUGGUGUGCAAGUCGAUAGGGUUGACCAGUCUGCUAUGGGGUUUGAAUACCAGGGGAAAACCGAGAAACAUGCUUCUCAGAAAGAUUACACAAGUGGAUUUGGUGGUAAAUAUGGAGUACAGGCCGACAGAGUAGACAAGAGCGCAGUGGGAUUUGAUUACCAAGGAAAAACUGAGAAGCAUGAAUCACAGAAAGAUUAUUCCAAAGGUUUUGGUGGUAAAUAUGGUGUCGACAAGGACAAAGUGGACAAAAGCGCUGUUGGCUUUGAGUAUCAAGGCAAAACCGAAAAACAUGAAUCACAGAAAGACUACACGAGAGGUUUUGGUGGGAAGUUUGGGGUACAGACAGACAGACAGGACAAGUGUGCACUCGGCUGGGAUCAUCAGGAGAAAGUACAACUGCACGAAUCUCAGAAAGAUUAUAAGAGUGGUUUCGGUGGGAAAUUCGGUGUUCAAACAGAGAGGCAGGACCCAUCUGCCGUGGGGUUUGACUACAAGGAGAAACUAGCGAAGCACGAGUCGCAACAAGACUACUCUAAAGGAUUUGGUGGAAAGUAUGGUGUGCAGAAAGAUCGAAUGGAUAAGAAUGCAUCAUCUUUUGAAGAUAUUGAGAAACUGUCAUCAACUUAUCAGAAGACCAAGCCGGUAGAAGCUGUGAAUUCUAAAACAAGCAACAUCAGAGCUAACUUUGAAAAUCUAGCUAAAGAAAAGGAACAGGAAGACAGAAAGAAGGCAGAAGUUGAAAGAGCUCAGAGAAUGGCCCAAGAGAAGCAAGAACAAGAAGAAGCUAGGAAGAAACUAGAAGAACAAGCCAAAGCCAAGGAACAAACUCCUCCUACAUCUCCCACCCCACAGCUAGUGGAAGAGAAACUGCCUUCGAGUCCAGUCUAUGAGGAUGCUGCUCCCUUUGAGUCCAGCUACAAGAACUCAAAUACAAACUACUCUGCAGUACAUGAGUCGGAAACCAAUGGCAAAGCUGAAGAGGCUGACUACCAAGAAGCAAUCAGUCAGCAGGAACCAGAGUAUGAAUCUGAGACGGUUUAUGAAGUGGCCGGGGCACAGAGCCAGUUAACAGCAGAUGAAAAUACUUACGAGUAUGAAAAUGACCUUGGAAUCACAGCUAUAGCCCUAUAUGAUUAUCAAGCUGCUGGUGACGAUGAGAUUUCCUUUGAUCCUGAUGACAUUAUCAUAAACAUCGAAAUGAUUGAUGACGGCUGGUGGCGAGGAGUGUGCAAAGGCAGAUACGGGCUGUUCCCAGCAAAUUAUGUGGAGCUGAGGCAAUAGGAAACCAUAUCUACCAUUGAUGCCUUAAUGCUGUGAUCAUUCAUCUGAUUUUUACACUACAAAUCAUGUUGCAUCGUAGGGUAGCGGAAAGGAUGGAGGGGUCUAUACAUAUUCCUUUUAUAUUUAAAAUACUUUGCUGAUGCUUUUACAAAUGUUUACGGCUCAGAAAUCGCUAAUAUAUUGUAACUUUUACGUUCCUCACCACAGUAUGUUAUCAUAGGUUUUUAAUGUGUUCUGAAAAAA